Stylonychia lemnae is the source of this 1101-nucleotide messenger RNA. The record is from the annotation of a GenBank genome assembly. Lineage: Eukaryota; Ciliophora; Spirotrichea; Sporadotrichida; Oxytrichidae.
AUGAGAGGAUCCAAACUAGCUGCAAUCUUACUUAUAGCUACUACUAGCGUGUAUGCCAAUGUAAACGAGGAACUUCAGAAAAUGCUUAAUGCCAAUCAAAGACUCGAUGUAGAUGUACUUUACGAGCAAUGGCUUAAGGAAUUUGAUGGAGUCAGACCUAGCAAGAGGUUAGAUGCCAGAGGAGUGAAUCAAUUCAGAAAGGGCAUUUUUAACUCUAAAGUGAUGAAUAUCAUCUCUCACAAUCUCGACAAAACUAAAACCUUCAAGAAGGGACUUAAUCAACUUUCAGAUCUGACUGCAGAAGAAGUCUACAGAUACUACAACUUAAAAGCCUAGGCAGAGUAGGUUUGUUCAGCUACAUCUUCAGCUGCCAAGGAUUUAUCUUAGGCAUUAAAAUCUACUCCUGAAGCCUAUGACUGGAGAGAACACAACGGUGUAACUCCAGUAAAAGAUCAAGGCCAAUGUGGCAGCUGCUGGACCUUCUCAACAGUCGGUGCUGUUGAAGCUCAUUACCUUAUAAAAUACCAUCAAUUUAGAAACCUCUCAGAACAGUAAUUGGUUGAUUGCGCCUAAAACUUUGAUAAUCAUGGAUGCAAUGGUGGCCUUCCAUCACAUGCUUUUGAAUACAUUAAAGAUAACGGAGGUUUAUCAACUGAGCAAAAUUAUCCAUAUCAUGGUGUUGAUCAAACAUGCAAUAUCCCCUCAGGCACUCAAGUAGUCGGAGUAGUAGGAGGAUCAGUUAACCUAACAACUUCAGAAGAUGAUCUCAAAGUUGCAAUCUAUGAACACGGACCAGUCUCAAUAGCCUUCUAAGUAGUUGACGACUUUAUGGAUUACCACAGUGGAGUUUACGCCUCACAAGUUUGCGGCAACGGACCUAUGGAUGUCAAUCAUGCAGUGCUAGCUGUAGGCUACGGAACUGAGAAAGUCUCAGGAGUUGACAUUGACUAUUGGAUCGUCAAAAACUCUUGGUCAGCUUCAUGGGGUGACUAAGGAUUCUUUAAGAUUCAGAGAGGCGUCAACAUGUGUGGCUUAAAUAAUUGCAACUCGUAUCCACAAGAUGUCCUUAAUCUAUCCUCUGCUAAGGAAUUCCUUCAAUGA